GAGAUCCUUUUCACGCCCACCACCGCACCGGGUGCUAGAGUGCUCUCGGCGUAUGAUCGGUUACACAACCAGCAACCUGCGGCAUCAGCUCUCACCGGCGCAGUCGCACCUGACGCGCCGACGCGUAUUGCCGACAACACAACGCGAAUACAAAAAAAAAAUAAAGUGCAUUACAGCCGUUCCGAGUUAUCGAACGAGAAAUAGUGAAGCAGAGAAGAAACGCGUUUUUUUUUUUUUUGAACAAUUCACAUAUCGCGUAUUCUUUUGGACAUUAUUAUUUGUUGUGUUUUUUUUUAUUAAUUAAUUGUACCGAGAUCCGUGUCCGCAGUGAGAGUGGAGUGUGUAGGAAAGUGAGGCGUCCGGAGUAUGCGCUUGUUCGCUUGAAUAUUUUCACUUUCUACUCGACGACGGGACACACAGAACGAUGAUUCCCGUGAUACGGACCGGUGCCUUACUCUGGCUGGCUAUUGUCAUAACGGCCGCAGCAGAGACCAACGAACAAAACACCACGACGACGACGAAGACCAUUCGUACGACGAUACUACCCUCGAAAACAACAAGAACCGAACUAAAAGUAUCAAGAAGUUUGAAUCCUCACGACACGCAAACGUUGAACGUUAGAAGCAAAUCCGGACAUGUCACGCAACUUAUUGUUAAGAAAAAAGAGAAAUCUACCACAGUUCAAAUAAGCAGUACUACCCCAACACCGACAACGGUUUCCAUUAAAACCACUGUAGCUGUAAAUACGACUGAUGAAACAAAAAACAAAACCGAAACGAGAGAUCAAAGGAAACUUAAUUUCUUGGGCACAGUCAACAGUGACCUAGCUGGAUAUGAUUAUUAUUUGAAUCGCAACAAACAUUCAGAAGAACCUAUCGAUGUAAAAGCUGAAUAUGGUAAUUGGUCACCAGUUUCUGUGUACCCUGAAUCUCAUAUUCAAGAAGAUGGGAAGAAACCGGAAGGUGACUCGGAAACCACAAGUUACUAUCCGACCUACGACAAUGAUAAAGUAACUGAGGACAAAAAAGUCUACAUAACUUCAGCCAGUUUCAAAGACUAUGGAGCGCCUAUUACGAAUUAUAGAUUCGAUACACAAAAUCCAGUCAUCAAAAAUGAUAGGAAUCCAGUCUAUAUUGAAGUAGUGAGCACCAAAGUAUCUGAAGGAGAUAAUGAAAGGUUUAAAGUUCCGGAUCCAGUGGUAAUCAAUUCAGAGCCAAUGUACAUAAAGAAAGCAUUAGAAAAAUAUAAUAAUAAGCGUGGUAGAUCUAUUUUAACUCUUGGUGAUGAUGGCAUUCCAGAAAUUCAGGGAAUUAGAAUGCCUGAUGACGAAUCAGAUAAAAAGACAUGGCGCAACGCCAGGGUUGUAAAUGGUGAACUAAUUCCGUAUCCUGAAGGAUAUAAACCUCCAAAAGCAAUUCCUGAGGCUGACGUUUACCCUGACUUAGCAGCCGAUAAUCCCGGACAAAGUUUUGGUCCAUUCACUAAAGAAGACAACUUUGAUUCUAAAGAUGGUCCUUUCACCAAGUUCGACAAUUUGAAAUUUGAUAGCAGCGACGCCAUAACACCUUACACAACAAGUGAAAAUCCGUCAAACUACUACAAACAGAAAAAGGACAAUUACUAUUUAAAGUCAGGUUACGGACCAUUCACUAAAGCCGACAAUUCGAAAGUGGCAAAUUCCAAAUUAAUUGAAUACAUCAAACAGAUUAAUGAUCAAGAAUCGAAGCGAGACUACUUCAGUGGCCGUAGUUCUAGAUCGCAUGAAGAUAUGGAAUUCGCGGAGAGCCACAUUCAAAGACGUAUGCUCCAUCAUCCCGGUGAAGUAAAUUUUCCCAACUCUGUGAUGUAUACUCCGAAGAAUGCCAAGCCAGGUUUCGAUGAAAGCGUAAGGAACCCAAUACUGCAAUACGCUCAUCCGGAGCUCGGCGUGCAACCCGCUAAAGCUACAAGAGACAGCAUCGACAAUAACUACGACAACAAGGGACGUAAAGUUAUGUAUUAUACCAUGAAUGUUCCCAAAAGCGCCCACCCUUACCCUAUGGAACCUGUUAAUGGGUACGGACAACAGCGCUCCCAGAAAAAUAUCAACGCCAAUAAAUAUUAUGAAGAUGAAUAUAACAAAUUCAGGUACUACGAAAACGCUUAUAACUCACAUGAAGUGCCUAGGUAUCCUUACAACAAUUAUGGUUAUUUGAAACGUACACCAGAACCCUCCCUAUGGAAAAGAUUCACAGAUUCGAUCAAAGACACAAUGAACACAGCCAGCCAAACAGUUCAUCAAUUGACUAGGCCCAUCAUCGACCCGAUCGCCAAAGUAACUCAACCCGUAUUCGAACCAAUAGUUGAAGCUACACAUAAAAUAUCCAGCAACUUAGGUCUUUACCCGAGCAAUUCGAUUCAAACUCAAAGAUAUGCCCAAGACAAAAUCGGUGUAGCCGCUGUAUCUUCGGGAGCUCCCGCUAUGCUACCGGCUCUCGGAUUGAUGGCUGGUGGUGCAGCAUUAGGUCUUGGGGCUGUCGCAGUCGGAAAACUUCUCGACGUUAACCUAAUGAGAAGUGCAGGACUAAACGACGAGGAGAUUCAAGACGAACUCGAGAAAGAACAUAAACGAUCUUUUGAGGCGUUUGACGUGGACCGCCAAAUACUAAGCACCCAAAAGAUAUAUGACGACAACUACAAAAUGCCCAGUGAAAAUGUGUACGUGGUGAUGUCACCAGACAACAGUCAAGGUAGAGCUAAGAGGGAAACUCUUAGCUUCUUUGCAGAACCAUAUAAUGGCCAAGCUUUGAAGCGUGUGAAGAGAAGACACGUCAGAUCAAUCAACGAUAUGUCUGAAGAUCUGCAGCACGUGGACGUAUCACCACCGCCUUCUCUGACAACCUCCGCAAUGGACUUAAUAAAGCAGACCGACUGGAGAGAUUCACAAUGUGCCAAGUUCACAUUCUGCACUGUCCUUACAUCACAGUCUGAUGAUUCUAUCUUUGGAAUGGAAAAGAAGAUGGCAUCAUUAAUAAAAAUGAUUUCAUUUGGCGCUGACCCCAGCACCUCAUCAGUGGCUCAUCAGCUCGGAGAUGUCAUGGCGGCGAGCCGGGACCACGACUGCGGCCGGUUCCAUUGCCAAACGCCCUGAUCUUAUCCUGCAUUGAGAGAAGACUUCCAGGCGUGACGUCAUAUGUGUCUAAAACUUCGCUAUUAUGUUUCUUUUAUUCUAAUGUCUGAGUGACUUCGAUAUUUAUGACCAGUAACAUAUCGUUAACAGAAAAGCAAUUAGAAGCUUCGAGCACCGAUAAAAACCUCAUAAUAUCAUUUCACAUACAAAAAAAAACAGCUACAAGUGAAAUAGGUUAAAUUUCAAACUACCUACACUGCAGUUAAAACCUUUUUGUUCCUAGUGAAGUCACGGACCGCGGCUACACGCAAUAAAAGCAGAAAUUAAACUCACAUCCUGGUGAAAUAUAAUCGUGAUUAAUAAUUUAUUAUUCUAUUUAUUCUACGAUGUAAGCUAAUUGUAAUUUAUUAAUAAGAUGUAACUAUUUAUGAUAAGAUUCGCGAAAAUGUUUUACAAAUAAAAUUAAAACGUAAUUACGUACGUAACCUGUAGAGAUCGUUGCUUAGAUUUAAGUCAAAUUAAAUGGAAUACAUAAAAUUACAUAAUUAAAAUACAUUUUAAUUUAUCACUAGAGGUCCCGCAGUAGUCGAAAUUCGACUAUAAUUAAUUGGAAUUGUAAGUUUGUACACUAUUAUGAUUGUAUUUUAUACUCCUAUAAUCACAAAUUUCGCCAAGACUACACUAUAUAAAAUAUUAAGAAAGAAAAACCAUAUUCUAUUCUCAAUUUGACAACAGACGUCAAGAACAAAAGUUUGACAAUAAAUAGUAUGCAUGCGUGUGUGCGUCAAAUACAUGGUAUGUAGUGUGUGUAAAGUUUUAUUUAUUGAUUUAAUGUAUCUUUUAUGCAUUAUUUUUAAAAAAAAUUAGUUUGUGCACUUCUUCUCUAUAUUCUCUAUAAGUGUGAAAAAUUUCAUACUCCUCCGUCCGCGCAAUUUAUUUAAAAAGGGAUAUAAAGUUUUUGCUUCACGUAUUAAUAUAUAGAUAAUUAUAAUUAAUUAUGAUUGUAAAACAUUUCGCAAAUCAUAGAUAUAUCCAGCGCAUCCGCAUCACAGAAGACGAUUUACACAAAAUUAUGUAACUCGAUAACUGUUUAGCGGUCAAUGGAUAAUGUAUUUAUUGUUACCAAAUAUGUACUUAUUUAUGUUUUCGAUUCGAUUAAUGUUUAAUUUAUUUAUUUUAACUUAUUCAGUUCUAAUUCAAUCUCUCAACGCAUUUGAGUGAUGAGUAAAUGAGAUGAUAAUAAAAUAUCGCGAUUUUGGAAUAGAUUUUAACAACAGUUAGCCCUACACAAUUAUCUUUAAAACAUUCCAGACGUAACUUUGAAUUCAAAUUGGCUGGAUAAAACUGACAAAAUAAAACAUAGAAUUUAUCUAAAUUAAUACAAUUUAUUGACAAGUUUAUUUGAAAUUUUUCAUAUUAAAGUGAUAUAAUUAACGUUUUAAUAUUUAUUGUAUUAAAAAAAUUAACGUGAAAUUACAAAUGAGAAUGUUUACAGAUUACACUCUUUUUUUAUUCUAAUAUUUUUAGAGCCACAUUUCAGAAUAGACUUUUUCUCACUAUUUAAUUAAUCGGAACAAAAUGUAUGAAAGCUCUUCAGCUCCGCACUAAUUAUUAAUUUAAACUCUAAAAUUACAAGAUUAUCAACGUAUAAUAAUAAUAAUAAUAUUUAUUUAAUUCACGUAAGAAAAACCGCUGUAAAUACGCUAAUUUUAAUGUAAUAAAUUAUUUAUUUAUUUUUUUACGAAUAAAUGAAAGCAAUAUAAAACAAAUA
Bombyx mori (domestic silkworm) is the source of this 4880-nucleotide messenger RNA. RefSeq lists its product as uncharacterized. The coding region runs from base 425 to 3130 and encodes 901 amino acids. The record is from RefSeq and is a predicted model, not a curated record. The transcript has 3 exons. Lineage: Eukaryota; Metazoa; Arthropoda; Insecta; Lepidoptera; Bombycidae.